Messenger RNA from Periconia digitata, 1053 nucleotides. The record is from the annotation of a GenBank genome assembly. NCBI's taxonomy places the organism in Eukaryota, Fungi, Ascomycota, Dothideomycetes, Pleosporales, Periconiaceae.
AUGGUUGCAUUCUUCGACCUACCCCGCGAACUCCGCGAUCUUAUUUAUACAGAGGUCGUUUUCGGGAAAAGGCCUCGUCCUAUGCUAGGGCAUCCGCAAUGGCGUUCGUUCCGCUUUCAACGCGUUGCGUACUCUCAAAGUGGCGACACGGGAGAGUUUGGAUGCGCAUACUCACUGGAGCCGGUGCCACCGACUUGCGCCAGCUUCCUGUGUUGUAAUCGCCAGAUCCACACGGAAAUGAUGGAAAUGAUUGACUUGGUCAAGAAAAUAGAAGGCGAUACAGCAUUGUCCGCGCGGAUUGACUGCAUUGCCGAAGACGAAAGCUUUCACUACUUCACGUGGCUGAGCGUGCCACUGGUACAUACCCGAACGGUGGACACUCAUUCCUUAUAUGCAAGACUGAAGAGUGGAAAUAGUUUCCUACCGAAUUGGGCACUAUCUUGGUUACACCAGUAUAGGGAAUGGGCAUGGGCACGUCUACUUCUCCAUACCAGCAGUAGCCACCACCUCAGUACAACACAUAUCGAACGCCUCUGCAUUGAUGUCCGCCCCACUGGCGACCGCACACGUAAAUGGACGCGAAACAGCAGUCAAGAAGAUAGAACGAGUUGGGCCAUCUGCGCCGCACUCAAUCGACUCUUGGAGAAUGGCCCAGACUUCACGUCGUCUGUGUCCUCGUCCUCCACUCUGCGUCGACCGAGGACAGCAGCAGCAGUACCAGUUACCGAUUCUACAGAUCUACCACUUACCAUCGCAGAACUCACGCUCAAUGUCAUCCCUCCGCCAAACUACCCCACCUCAAAGUUUCUCCCUUCAGACGCGCAGGGGAAUGAAGUGAGGGAAGGAUUAGUGCAUCCGCACAGCGUCGCCAAGGAGCUUAUCGAUGUAUGGACGCGUAUUUGGCACCACGGCGACGAUGAUUACAAACUCAUACUAUAUCGAGGGUUGCUGGAGAGGAUCGGGACGGUCAAAGUCUGCGUAGAUGGUAAGCUCUGGGGGACGAGGCCUCUGGGCGAUGAGUUGAGGAGGGGAAGAAGGAGGUUUGCGAGAUGA